UACAAAGGAGAAAGAUAAAGACGAGGAAGGCACUGGCUGCUUAUGCAGAAAAUGUACUAUCAAAGCUCCCAUUAUUCGAGAAACUCUUGAACUGUAACUUUCACACAUGUAAAAAGGCAGAUGAGAUUAAGCAAAAAAGUCCAGUGUUCUCUGACUGAUACCUUUGCAUGCAUGGGUCAAUCCAAAAAAUGGGAGCAACAGUCCUGAUGCUUCCCUUGUUUUACCGCUAAUAGUUGGAAGUGGGCUUCAUAAAUUUGAACAGAUGUGGUAAACAGAUAAAAUUAUUAGUUUGCGCCAAAGGGUUUGAAGUCCUAUAUUUUGGAGGAAAAAUGGAGAGUAGCAGCAUGAACAAUACUGUUGGGAAAGAUGAUGAUCUCUUAGUUGACACUGCAGAAGCUGAGGCUCUCAAGAAGAGAAUCUCUAGCCAUCCUUUGUAUGGACUUUUGGUCCAAACUCACAUCGACUGUUUGAAGGUUGGUACCGGUGGUGAUGUUGACCGAAUCCUUAGGGUGAGGCCGACUUUAUCCUGUCAAUUUCCCAAUCCAAGCUCCCUCAGUCAGCCAGAACUAGACAGUUUCAUGGAAGCAUACUGCUUUGCACUGAGCAAGUUGAAAGAAGCAAUGGAGGAACCCCAGCAAGAAACAGUAGCUUUCAUCAACAGCAUGCACUUACAGCUUAAAGAGCUCUCAAGAACCCAUUCCAAGAGUACUGCUGAACAUUCCACUCCCACUACAUCUUCCGGAGAAAGAAUUGGCUAGAGCAAAAUGGACCAAAGAAUGAACGGAGAGCAGGAUUAUUUCUUUCUGGUGAAAUUAGAAAUGACUAGCUAGUCAUGGUGUGCCCAUUGAGUUUUAAAUAAGUGCUUAUUGUAAGCCGUUCUCUUCGUGACUUGCAUGUUAGAACAACAUAUUAGUUAUUAUAAGUGUAAAACAUGUCAAAUAUCCUAAACCAGUGGAAAUCAUGUGCCAUUAUGUGUUUCUGCAUAUGCUAUUUUCAUUCUGUCUUUAAUUCCUUC
Molecule: messenger RNA, 1015 nt
Organism: Populus euphratica (Euphrates poplar)
Lineage: Eukaryota; Viridiplantae; Streptophyta; Magnoliopsida; Malpighiales; Salicaceae
Gene: KNATM
Product: KNOX meinox protein
Exons: 4
Coding region: 330-758 (142 amino acids)
Cellular component (GO): nucleus
Molecular function (GO): DNA binding
Source: RefSeq, a predicted model, not a curated record